Molecule: messenger RNA, 816 nt
Organism: Trichoderma reesei QM6a
Lineage: Eukaryota; Fungi; Ascomycota; Sordariomycetes; Hypocreales; Hypocreaceae
Exons: 6
Coding region: 1-816 (271 amino acids)
Cellular component (GO): nucleus
Source: RefSeq, a predicted model, not a curated record
AUGCCUCCAGCACUCAGCGAUGAAGAGGCCUCGGACUUUGAGAGCGCGCCGCCCGUCAAGCCGUCGCGCAACUCGGCGUCCAGGUCCGUGAGCGAUGCGGACGACGCGUCGACGAAGCCCCGAAGGAACGGACGGGCCGCCGCAAAGAAGGAUCUGAAGGAGGUGGACGACGAUGUCGACAUUGACGAUGACGUUGACGUCAAGGAUGCGGACGAGGAAGACGAGGAAGACGAAGAGGGUCUCGAAGAUGACGUGUUCAUUGUCGAGGCGAUCAAGAAGCACAUGAUUGACGAAGAUGUAUGGACAGAUGACGCCUCUUUUACUGGUUUGACAAUGGCUAAUUGGGAAGGCUACGACAAGAAGUCGGACAUGACAUGGGAACCCGAGGAGAACCUCGUGGAGUCUGCGGGCGAGAUCCUCAGCGCCUACCUCGAAUCCAUCGGCGGGCGAGAAAAGAUCUUUGAGGAGACGCAGGAGGCUUCGAGGGGCAAGAAGCGCGGCCGCACGACGAGCGCAACGCCGGGCGCGACGAAGCGGUCGAGGAGGAACGGAACGCACCCUGCCGACUCGGCACCCCCGGCGACGGCGGACAAAUGGAGCCCCCCCGCGGGAUCGUGGGAGGACGAGAUCCAGACGAUUGACGCGUGCGAGGACGAGGGCAGCGGCCGGCUCGUAGUUUACCUUGUGUGGAAGAAUGGCCGUAAGACGAAGCAUGACACGAAGGUCAUUUACAAGAAGUGCCCGCAAAAGAUGCUGCAAUUCUACGAGCGCCACGUCAAGAUCAUCAGGGAGGAGAACAAGGCCUUGACUGAGUAA